This is a messenger RNA of Protopterus annectens (West African lungfish), 5112 nucleotides long. RefSeq names its product transcription factor 7 like 1 (gene TCF7L1). Bases 876 to 2594 code for a protein of 572 amino acids. Gene Ontology annotation, cellular component: beta-catenin-TCF complex. Gene Ontology annotation, biological process: canonical Wnt signaling pathway; regulation of transcription by RNA polymerase II. Lineage: Eukaryota; Metazoa; Chordata; Ceratodontiformes; Protopteridae. The transcript is spliced from 15 exons. Gene Ontology annotation, molecular function: RNA polymerase II cis-regulatory region sequence-specific DNA binding; DNA-binding transcription factor activity, RNA polymerase II-specific. The record is from RefSeq and is a predicted model, not a curated record.
CUCCUCUCCCAUUGUAAGCAAUAAGGCAAGUUGAAGCUCCCAAUGAUUGAACUGCACUUUUCACAUUCCUAAUCACUGUUAGUUUGGCUGGGUUAGGAAGUGGGGUGCUGCCGUUUUGAUUUUCUUCGUUGUCUCUAUUUUUCCCAGCAAUCCCAGCUAUAAAAAAAACAAACAAGCAAACGAGAAGAAAUAACGAGUAUUGUUGGUCGAGUUAAUGUCUGCAUCUCUGAAGAACAAGGAGUUAAGGGGGGAAUCUGCAACAAAGAUUGUGAAGUUUACUUUUAUCUGUACAGUUUUGAUCCAGGUGUUAUGUAUUGGAUUAUGCAGCAGAAGAACACAGCGUGAAGGAAAAGUUGAAUACUGGGGAGUCUUUCUAGUUGCCUCCUCACAGUUUACACAACUUCAAACCCAGGAUGCUGUUUUUCUUUCAGUACGCCUUUAACUUUGUGUGUGGAGGUUUAUUUUUUUAGCACGCUUUUUUUUCUUCUAAGGCGGAGGAAGCUGUAAAGGACCCCAUAAGACAACAACAGAGGCUGCAGAUUUGUCAGUAACUUUUUUGGGAAAGUAAACGCCUUGUGUUUUUCUUGGUCUUUUUAAUCUCUCCAUUUUAGAUUUGGUGCCUGCGACUACCUCAGCCAUGGCUAUAAACUUUUGAGCUGCAGCAGCCGAGUGUUUGGAAAGUUGGGAACUACUUGAAGUGACUUGGUGGUUUGGAGUUCCGGGGAAAAAGGAAAAUUUUACAUUGUCUAUAGCCUACUGGAUUUGUUACAGUUUUUUUGUUGCUUGGGGAGCAGCCUAAGUGGGUGCCCAGGGAUUGCUAGUAGGCUUGACUGUCCCUUCGGGUGUCCUCACAGGCCGCGAACCCCACGAUCAUCAUGCCUCAGCUCAACAGUGGUGGAGGGGACGACCUGGGAGCCAACGAUGAGAUGAUUGCCUUCAAAGACGAGGGCGAACAGGAGGAAAAGACCGCCGAGAAUGCCGGGGCCGCCGAGCGGGAUCUGGACGAUGUCAAAUCGGCUCUAGUUAAUGAGUCGGAGAACAACAGCAGCAGCUCCGAUUCGGAGGUAGAGCGGCGGCCCCCUCCCCGGCAUUCGGAAACAUUUGAAAAGCCAUGGGACUACCUCACAGAAGCUCUUAGGAGACAGCAAGAUGGCGGCUUUUUUAAAGGUCCCCCUUAUCCGGGUUACCCGUUCCUGAUGAUUCACGAGCUGCCCAGUCCUUAUUUGCACAAUGGAGCUUUGUCCCCCAGCGCCAGGACCUAUGUCCAAAUACUAUGGCCCUUAAUCAGUAGCCCUAAUAGUUUAAAUCUGCUUAACCGGCGCUGCCCUAGUCCUGUCCACUUUUCAAACAAGGUACCUGUUGUUCAGCAUCCACAUCAUAUGCACCCCCUUACACCUCUGAUAACCUACAGCAAUGAACAUUUCUCACCAGCAACCCCUCCUGCGCAUCUUUCCCCAGAGAUUGAUCCCAAAACAGGUAUUCCACGUCCUCCACAUCCUUCAGAGCUUUCACCAUAUUAUCCUCUGUCUCCAGGUGCAGUUGGACAGAUCCCCCAUCCUUUGGGAUGGUUUGUACCACAGCAAGGUCAGCCAGUGUACUCUGUCCCGCAUGGAGGAUUCAGACAUCCGUAUCCUGCACUUGCCAUGAGUGCAUCUAUGUCUAGUCUAGUGUCUAGUCGAUUCUCUCCCCAUGUUGUACCACCACCACCUCAUAAUCUGCAUCCAUCUGGAAUCCCACAUCCUGCUAUUGUGUCUCCAGUGGUCAAACAGGAACCCCAUCAAGGCACAGUUAGUCCGAAUUUGAACUCAAAAUCCCCUGGGCAGGUGAAGAAGGAAGAGGAAAAGAAACCCCAUGUAAAGAAGCCUUUGAAUGCUUUUAUGCUUUAUAUGAAAGAAAUGCGGGCAAAAGUGGUUGCAGAAUGCACUUUGAAGGAGAGCGCAGCUAUCAAUCAAAUUCUCGGACGGAGGUGGCAUUCACUAUCCAGAGAAGAGCAGGCAAAGUACUAUGAACUGGCAAGAAAGGAACGGCAGCUGCAUUCUCAGCUUUAUCCUAAUUGGUCAGCUAGAGAUAACUAUGGCAAAAGGAAGAAAAGAAAAAGAGAAAAGCAACAGCAGCAGCAGUCCCAUUCUUCAGAGACUGACAAUCCUCUUAUGUCAAAGAGUAAAAAGCAAUGCAUUCAGUACCUGCCAGCCGAGAAGACAUGCGACAGUCCAGCAUCUUCCCAUGGAAGCAUGCUGGAUUCUCCUGCAACGCCGUCUGCUGCAUUGGCUUCUCCUGCUGCUCCAGCUGCCACUCAUUCAGAACAGGCCCAGCCUCUCUCCCUAACUACCAAACCUGAAGCAAGGGCACAUCUGGGCUUGCAUCCUUCAUCACUUCAUUCAACAAAGUCUGCCUCAUCCUCUGGCCUGACUUCACCAAUUUGUUCCCCACUUAGUAGCCAUUCACCUCUGCUGUCAAGGCCUAUGCCUUUUACCUCAGUACCGUCUUCGAUAUUGACUUCUCCGGCAUCUUUCCAGGCUACAAUACAUUCCCAUCACGCUUUGCCAAUGUUACAGGCUCAGCCUCUCUCCUUGGUUACCAAAUCAACUGACUAAAUGUUUUUAGGUCUUUUUAUAUUGCUGCUGUAAAUUGCUUCAGCAUUAAUAGUCAGAUAAAAAUGAAGUUAAUGGUCAAUAUUUGACCACUUUUUAAAAAAUAUUUUGUAAAGAUUUUCUUUAGAUAAAAGCGGUUUACAUGUUUUAAAGGUCAUUAUUCAAUGUUACAAGUAGCUCAUUUACAAAUUUUUAAUUCACUGUAUUAUAUAUAUAUAUUUUUCUCUUUGACAGACAAAAAUUGUGUAAAUAUAAACGAAACAAAGAGUUUUGUAAUUCUGAAUUUCCCCACAUAGAAGUAAUUCCUAUGUUUGGUAUGGGAAAAUAGUGAGGAGCUAGUCACUGUUGAUCGUCACAGUAGGCAUUGGGGCAGAAAAAUAAUUGGUCCUGUUUUCACAUACGUGCAGUUUUGAACAUGUUCCAUGUUUGCCCAGUUAUGUAGGAAUACGGGAACUGGGUCAGAAAUUACUUUCUCUUGACAGCUUCAAAUGUCGAACUUUGAUAGUAUCUGCUUACAUUUGCUGGUGUUUAAAGUUGUCCUUUUUUUUAUAGCCCUUUUGCCACCUGCACUAAAUUAAAAGGUUGCAAAUCGGUGUGUAAUUAAAUGUGUGUGUGUGUCUAUAUUUGAAUGGGUAUGUGUGUAUAUUUGAAUGGUCUGUUUUGUGUAUACCUAUAUCCAGUCUCUGUCAUUUACAUUUUGAUAUAUUUAAUAAGAAAAACAAAACACUGUAAUGCUUAUAGAAACAUUUUGUUACUCCUUUCACCCCCCAUAAUAUGUGCCGUCGCUUCUCAUAUGCUGUUUUUAAUGUUUUUAAUGUUUGAACUUGGUGAAACAUUUCAAAUUCAUUUUAGGUGGUAUGCUAUGGAAUUUACACGAAGCAAGUGUAGCAUUGCCAGAAUUUGCUCCAGUGUAUAUAAGUGCGCUAUUGUGCACCAAGAAAUACUCCCGCAGUUUGUAGUGGCCUUGUGGUGUGUGUGUGUGUUUUGCCUGUGGGAAGUACAGACUUAUUCUCAGAUUACACACAUAUGCAGUACAAGUCAUUUGGGUUCAGAAGAUUGCAUGGUUAAAUGCAUGCAGCUUUUGAUGGGAUAGCUUGGUAUUGCUGAAGACCUGCUGUACUCUCUCGAGUCUUUCUGCAGACAGAAACUAGCGACUUGAAGUACAACAUUGAGCAAAAAGAGUGCCCCUGCUAUCAUAGUGGCAUGAAACACUCCAUAGUAGUAGUACCCCAAUUUGCCAAGUCAUAAGUGGAGCAAAUAAUUUAGUAUUAUUUGAUCUAUUUAUUCUUUCAUCUUUUAAUAUGCCUUCUAGAUACAAACAUCUGCUUUCAGGAGUAAUGCACAGGAGUAAUGCAACAGGACUGAGUUAGACUUGAUCAGUCACACAUUUUGUGGUUGAUUAGACAACAUUUUAAAUUUGUAUGUAUACUUUUGUGAUUUCAUUGUAAAGCCUCUUUGUUUUGAUAGUUAUACUAGAGAUCUUUCAUUGGCACUUUUAUUUUGCACAUACCUAUUCUGUACGUGCUUUUUCUUCACAUACAACGGCUCAGGUUUAUAACUGGCUACAGUUCUAAACUGCUCCCCUUCCAAAAUGCAGUGCUUUCUUGAUUUCUGCAGCUGUAGUGCUCUUGUUUUGACUUUGAUAUUACAGCUGCAGUGAACUGUAGAGAAGUAAUUUACUGCGGUGCUGACUUGGUAUGAUACUCAUGUAUUUGACUAACACCAGCUCCGUAGGUGCCAGCAUAGUUGGUCAUAUAACUGUAGAUAUGUAACAGUGAGAUAAAGAUUACGUUGGUGAAGUGCCUAUCCUAAGAAGAUGUCUUUUGCUCACCAGUUUUGCUUCCACCUUGUGUUUAAAAUAUAGACAGACUGCCAAACCUUGCAGCACAGAACAAAUGUGAAUAAAAUUUUAACUGGGCUCAUUUACAGUGAAGCGAACUGAAAAGGGUUAUGUGGUGUUUCUUUUGUAUACAAUUAUGUUGUAAAUAGAUUCAUAAUCUUUUAUAAGGAUUACUCUUUCUCCAUUGUUCCAUUUGGAAUUCUGCCUCUGCAUGUAUGUGUUUGCAGAGCUGUGGGUGCUGCUUUGAUGUAGAACUGUUGUAAUGCCCAUGGUACAUUAAUGUAGAGUGAAGCAAUUCCAUGCUGAGGAACAAGAAGUAUGGAUGUCAGCUAAACUAGAGGUAUGCUCCUCCCAUUCUAGGAUGUUUAAGCAGCAUAUGCUCAGUCAUCUUCUUUUUGAGUAAUGCGCCUUACAUGUUUGCUUCAUUUGAUGUAGCCCUGUCUAGGACUGAUGCUGCACAUCCUCAAUGGAGAAGAGCGUUAACGACUGAGAGAGACUUUCCCCUCCUCUGUUGGUGCACUUCUUAUUUUUUUUUUGUUUUGUUUUUUUUCCCUGAAAUAUCUAUUGAUUUUUUUUUAAGUUGCAAUGUACAUAUUGAAUUUGUAACUUGUGUUCUGUUUCAUUAUUGAAAAAAAUGAUGGUAAACUUGUAUUAAAAUAAAACCUUUUUGAGACCAGGUCA